AGGAAGUUCGCCUGGACCAGCUCAAAUUUGCACGAGAUUUGCCAUUGAGUCUCUUUGUCUUUUUGGCUACCAACGUGUUUCCUUGUGAAUUAUAUGACGCUAGCAUUGCAUGGACCCAGAAGUGUAUUCUGACCACAGUGGUUGAUGAUUUCUUUGAAGGCGGAGGGUCAACAAAAGAGCUAAGGAACUUCGUCACGCUGAUUGAGAAGUGGGACAUGCACGCAGGGAUCGAAUUCUGCUCUGAGGACAUAGAGAUCCUAUUCCGGGCUGUUUAUGACACGAACAACCAGAUCGCAGCAAUUGGUGCCAAGCUACAGAAUCGCAGUGUCAUCGACCACAUUGUUGAAAUUUGGGUUAAGUAUGUGAGGACCUUAAUGAUCGAGGCUGAGUGGACAACGAAAGGGCAUGUCCCGACCAUGGAAGAGUACAUGUCAGUCGCAGAGACGAGUAGUGCGUUGGGUCCCGUUGUGGUGCCAUCGUUGUACUUGGUUGGGCCAAAACUUUCAGACGACAUGAUCAGGGAUCCAGAGUACAAGAACCUGCUGAGAUACUUGGGCAUUGGCAUUCGUCUCAUAAACGAUAUUGGAACUUAUGAGAAGGAGAUGAGUGAAGGGUAUGUUAACAGCGUCCUGCUGCGUGCUUUUGGUGACGAUGCAGUGAUGUCGCCGAGUUCCAUCGAAGCAGCAAAGAGAGAGAUUCAUGUCCUCCUGGCGAACUCACAGAGGGAGCUGCUUAAGCUUGUGCUCAAUGAGGGAGGUCCUAUUCCUAGGCCCUGCAAAGACAUCUUCUGGAACACGUACAAGAUUGGGCGCCAGUUCUACUCUGAGGGGGAUGGCUUCAACAUGCCGCAGUAUCUUGUCGCCGCAGUGAAUGCGGUGAUUCAUGAGCCACUGCAGCAAACACCUUCAUGAAGCUAGCCAUGGUGAAUUCAUCGUCGCAAAAAAAUAUAUUUAUGUUUCACCCAUUGUACGGCUUUUAAACAUAAUAUAUAGUGCCUACCAAGU
This is a messenger RNA of Sorghum bicolor (sorghum), 1004 nucleotides long. RefSeq names its product ent-kaur-16-ene synthase, chloroplastic. Lineage: Eukaryota; Viridiplantae; Streptophyta; Magnoliopsida; Poales; Poaceae. Bases 216 to 911 code for a protein of 231 amino acids. The record is from RefSeq and is a predicted model, not a curated record. Gene Ontology annotation, molecular function: magnesium ion binding; terpene synthase activity. Gene Ontology annotation, biological process: diterpenoid biosynthetic process. The transcript is spliced from 3 exons.